GCAUCUUCAUAUGCUGAGGGGGAAAAGAUGCCGCUGUAAAACUUUCCAAUGGUUUAACGAGCGAAAAGGAGAGAGUUGACGCGAUGGGUGAGGAAGACAAAACGGGCUGAAGAACAUUUCAUACAGUCCCUCGUCAUUAAGGAGGAUCAGGAUGAUUACAUAGAAACCAUCUUUUAUUUGCCGAAGGAACAGAUACAAAAGUUUGGCGAGUUUUGAGCGAAGUAUGGCGCGAGAGAUUGGCGAGUCAGGAGAAGCCAAAAGUGCCAAAGUGAAAAAGCACAAGCGAAGGAAAAGCAAAAAGGAGGGCAAAACAAGGAUCGUACACGCCAACAUUUUGUAUGACCAUACCAAAGGACUGGAUAACCCCAAUAGACACUAUGCAAACAAUAAGAUCAAAACCACAAAAUACACUCUGCUUUCUUUUCUACCGAAGAACCUCUUCGAGCAGUUCCACCGUUUUGCCAACGUGUAUUUUGUGUUCAUAGCAUUGCUGAAUUUUGUGCCUGUAGUCAAUGCUUUUCAACCAGAGUUGGCUAUCGCCCCUGUGGUCUUUAUAUUGUCCGUUACCGCUAUCAAAGAUUUAUGGGAGGAUUACAGACGACACCGAUCGGAUAAAGAAAUAAAUCACAUGGACUGUCUCGUUUACAGUAGGAAUGAAAAGAAAUAUGUGGAGAAAUACUGGAAGGAGGUUCGGGUUGGAGAUUUCAUCCGUCUGCGCUGCAAUGAGAUUUUGCCUGCUGACGUUCUGCUGCUCAGCUCCAGUGACCCGGACCGCCUGUGUCACAUCGAGACGGCCACGCUGGAUGGAGAGACCAACCUUAAACAGAGGCAGGUGGUGCGCAGCUUCAUCGACCUGGACUGUGAUUUUGAUCCCUUAAAAUACAACAGUGUUAUUGAAUGUGAGAAGCCCAACAACGACCUCAACAGAUUUCGAGGAUACAUAAUCCAUUGCAGUGGGAGGAGAGAUGGGCUGUACAAAGACAAUCUGCUGCUCAGGGGCUGCACCAUUCGCAACACAGAGGAGGCUGUGGGAAUCAUCAUCUAUGCAGGUCAUGAGACAAAGGCUAUGCUGAACAACAAUGGGCCGCGUUAUAAACGAAGCAAACUGGAGCGGCAGAUGAAUGUAGAUGUGUUCUGGUGUGUCAUAAUACUGCUUGUUAUGUGCCUCUUUUCUGCCAUUGGUCACGGUCUUUGGAUGUUUCAGUAUGGAGAUAAGAGGCCUGUUUUUGACGUCCUGAGUCCGGAAGGAACAGAUUUAUCUCCAGUGGUUUCGGCCAUUUAUCUCUUCCUCACCAUGAUUAUAGUGUUCCAGGUCUUGAUCCCAAUCUCGCUCUUUGUUUCCAUUGAAAUAGUGAAGAUAUGCCAAGUGUACUUCAUUCAUCAGGACGCUGAGCUUUAUGAUGAGGAGACGGACUCUCACCUGCAGUGCCGGGCUCUGAACAUCACUGAAGACCUGGGCCAGAUGCAGUAUAUCUUCUCUGAUAAAACCGGCACACUCACAGAAAACAAGAUGGUGUUUCGACGCUGUACUGUGGCAGGAGUGGAAUACUCACAUGAUGCCAACGCGAGGAGGCUUGCUAUGUACCAGGAGAUGGAUUCAGAAGAGGAGGAUUGCACAUCUCAUGGUGGGACUCUCCCACGGAGGGACAGUGCUGCCAGUCACCAGAGCGGAAAAGUUGUAUUGCGAUCACAGAGCACCAAAUCUCACCGUCGCACAGGGAGCCGAGCCGAAGCCAAGAGGGCCAGCAUUCUGUCCAAACACACUGCCUUCAGCAGUCCCAUGGAGAAGGACAUCACUCCGGAUCCUCAGCUUAUGGAUAAAGUCAAUGAGUGCAGCAGUCAGAUGGAGUUUAUGCGUUUUCACAGUCAGUCCAUUAAACAGAUCCCCCCUGACCUCUGUGACAUCUUUGACUUCUUCAUCGCACUCACUAUCUGCAACACUGUCGUUGUGUCCUCGCCGAAUCAGCCCAGACAGAAGGUGCGUCGCUACGAGCUGAAGUCUCCAGUGAAGACCAUAGAGGACUUCAUCAAACGCUUCACUCCGAGCCGCCUGACCUCUGGUUCCAACAGCAGCAGUUCCUCAAGCUUGGCAACCAACCGCUCUUCCCACAGACUGGGCUCUAGCAUGCUUUUCUCUCCCUCGGCCGAGAGCACGCUCACCAAGCUGAACGAAGAGAAGCCUCCAGAUCGCGACCUUCAGCAUGCCUUCAGUCCCGUCCCACCCAACUACGAUAAAACAAAGGCUUUGGCUAAAGACGAGUGCGAGCUCAGAUAUGAGGCUGAGUCGCCGGACGAGGCUGCUCUUGUGUACGCGGCCCGGGCGUACAAGUGCUCCCUUGUGGGUCGUUUGCCGGAUCAGGUGACCGUGGAGCUUCCUCACUUGGGGAGACUGAGCUUCGAGCUGCUGCACACGCUGGGGUUCGACUCCACGAGAAAACGAAUGUCCGUGGUUGUCAAGCACCCGCUGACUGAUCAAAUCACAGUGUAUACUAAGGGUGCCGAUUCAGUCAUCAUGGAUUUGAUCAGACCGGUUACAGAUAAUGUCAAAGGAAAACGCCAAAGAAAAAUUUUGUAUAAAACUCAAAACUAUUUAAAUCUCUACGCUGCAGAUGGUCUCCGAACACUCUGUAUUGCCAAAAAGGUCCUCAGUAAAGAGGAGUAUGCCAGUUGGCUACAGAAUCACCUGGAGGCCGAGACGGCUAUACACAAAAGGGAGGAUUUGCUUUUCGAGUCUGCAUUGCGACUUGAGACCAACCUCCACCUUCUGGGAGCUACGGGUAUUGAGGACAGGCUUCAGGAUGGGGUUCCUGAGACCAUCGCCUCUCUGAGGAAAGCUGGCCUUCAGAUCUGGGUGCUGACUGGAGAUAAACAGGAGACUGCCAUUAACAUCGCAUAUGCCUGCAAACUGCUGGACCCAGAGGAGGAGAUCAUCACGCUUAAUGCUGACUCACAGGAGGCCUGUGCUGUGUUACUCGAGAACAGCCUGCACUACAUCCAGACGAAAUUCCUUUGCAACCCUCCACCAGAUCCUCAAGCGGCCAGACACUACAGCAGUUUCCACUUCUCUUCACCGGUCUGUUCUCUAGCCUCCUCCGCCCAUACCAGUCCUUUCCUGGUGCACAGGCUCGGACUGGUGAUUGAUGGCCGGACGCUGGCCUACGCGCUUGAUAAGAGUCUGGAAGACAAGUUCCUGGCGGUGGCUCGGAGCUGCAGGUCCGUUCUGUGCUGCCGAUCGACGCCCCUGCAGAAGAGUAUGGUGGUCAAGUUGGUCCGUAACAAGCUCAAGGUCAUGACACUAGCCAUAGGUGAUGGGGCUAAUGAUGUCAGCAUGAUCCAGGUGGCCGAUGUCGGGGUGGGGAUCUCUGGCCAGGAGGGCAUGCAGGCGGUAAUGGCCAGUGAUUUUGCCCUGCCGCGGUUUCGAUACCUGCAGAAGCUUCUCUUGGUUCAUGGUCAUUGGUGUUACUCUCGUCUAGCCAACAUGAUCCUCUACUUCUUCUACAAGAAUGCUAUGUUUGUCGCUCUCAUCUUCUGGUAUCAGUUCUACUGUGGCUUCUCCGGGUCAGCCAUGGUCGAUCAGUGGUAUCUCAUCUUCUUCAACCUGAUGUUCUCCGCAUUCCCUCAGCUCAUCACUGGCACCCUUGACAAAGAUGUGUCAGCAGAUACGCUUCAGGAGCUUCCUCAGCUCUACAUGAACGGGCAAAACUCAGAGGAAUAUAAACCCUACAUGUUCUGGAUGAACAUGAUUGAUGCAUGUUACCAAAGCCUCAUCUGUUUCUUCAUUCCUUACUUUGCUUACGUAGACUCUGAUGUGGAUUUGUUUACAUGGGGAACUCCAAUCACCACAUUGGCCCUGUUCACCAUUCUGAUCCAUUUGGGCAUCGAGACCAAAACCUGGACAUGGAUGAACUGGGUCUCGAUUGGCUUCAGUAUAUCUCUCUUCUUUACUGUCGCUCUGUUCUACAAUGCAUCCUGCCCAACUUGUUUCUCUCCCUCGAACGCUUACUGGACCAUGCAGAGGCUGCUGGGAGAUCCUAUGUUCUACCUGCUGUGUGUUGUCACACCUAUGGCUGCUCUUCUUCCCAGAUACUUUUAUAGAGCCUGUCAAGGUUCUCUAUUCCCAAACCCAGUCCAAGUGGGAAGACAACUGGACAGGCUACCAGCAGACAUGCGCAGGCUCUUUCUAAGCCAAAGUCGGAUGAAGCUGGGCUCGCUCGGAUCACUUUUUACUCCCCCGGCCCUAUUCUUUCCUCUUUGCAGGCCUUUCCAGAAAGACUACAGGCCUAGGAUGAAGCAAGCCCACGUGAGUGGCACCAAACAGAAGGAGAAAGCUAUAGCCAGCCCUAUCCCAUCAAAGACUGUGGAGAUGUGGGACACGCCUUUAAGCUCAAAGACCUCUGGGAACCAUGUCAUACUCAACCUUAAAACACAGGAUAAAGCAGAGACCUGCAGACCGGGCUCAGACAGCCCCCUAUCUGUAAAUUUAGACUGUGCGAUGGAAGCGUCGUACACCAAAGAUCCUCCAGCCUCCAGAACAGUUUUGGAGGCCAUGCUGAGCCCAGUUGACCUCUGUCAGGUUCGUCUGCUCACUUCCACACCGCUGCUUUGUCAAACUGAGAGCAUACAGCUCCUGUCGCCACCCAGCAGCUGUCUGUUAGAACAGAAGGUGGAGGACGAGGACGGUUCAAACCAAAAUUCCCUCCUGCCGAAAGGGGGUGGGGACACGCAACAUAACCAAGAACAUUCAGUCAAAACGACAUUUCUAUGAUACUUUCUACCCGUUACACUGUUUCAAAUUUGCACGUUAGCUUUAAGAUAUAUUAUUAUUUUCAUGAUGGUUUUAUAAAGAUAUAGGUUGGUACUAUAUAUAUAUAUUUUAGAUGUAUAAAGUUUAGAAUAAAGUUUUUUUUUCGAGAGUGGCCAGCAUAUGCAAACUGGUUGGUCUUCUGUUGUGUUAUGAUUGUUUUGUAAUUUAGUUUUGUAUAAACCAUCUCAGAAGUGGGGGAGGUUUGCUUUUCGAGGCAGACGCAGUGCAGAGACAUUCCGUUUUCUGUUUAUUUGGACCUGGAUGUCCUGGCGGACUUUAAAGAGCCUUCCCCUCCCUACCAUCAGACAUCUCUGAUAGCACUAUGUUCACAUCAGUGUUUAUAGAGUUCCGCAUCCCAAAACAGUACCCUUAAAUGUCAGUGGGGAAAUUAUUUUACAGUAAAGUCUAAUUAAUUUUUUUAACUGCAGUCGCAUCGAGUCUUUUGCGAAUAAAAGCUACCUUAACUACAGGUUUGAUAGUUAAUGUAUCAAUUCACAUAUACAGAUUAAUGGAUUAAAAAAAAACUUAUUUAAAAACGUUCCCACAGCAAAGAAUUUAAAGUGGCCAACCAUACACUCACUCACUUGCAAUUUGAAUCUUUUGGUGUCAUCUAUAUGUCAUUUACACAGAUAAUCCGGCAAGAUAAUGUUUUAACAUUUUGUCAAAUUAGUCAUCGUAGAGUUUGCCACUUUACAGAUCUAUUUGAUAUUAGUGUUCAUUUUUACAUUGUCUAACAUACGGAGUUAAGAUGGCUGUUAUUUAAAGGGAUAGUUUCCCCAAAAAUAAAACUGUGUCAUCAUUUACUCACCAUCGUCAUUACAAACCUGUCUGACUUCCUUUCUUCGCCAGAACACAAAAGAAGAUAUUUUGGAAAAAGUCACUAACCAAACAACAUAGGCCCCCAUUGACUUCCAUUGGAAGUCGUCCAUUCCCAUGGACAUUUUUCAAAUGUGUUCGACAGAAGAAUGAGUCGUAUACAGGUUUUAAAUGACAUGAGGUUAAAUAAAGGAGGACAGAAUUAACAUUUUUGGACGACUAUCCCUUUUCGCAUGACUCGCGUUGUAGUUUUUCCCUUUAUUGACCAUUAGAUCAUAUCAAGUAUUAGUGAAGGCAUUAGUAUGUGAAAAUUCCUCACAUUUGCCUUUACCUUACCCACCCCAAAUGACUUGCGUUAGUGCCUAGCAAGUUGAUUGGGUGAAUACAGAGAUUUUUGGUUAAUGGAGGACAACACAUGGCACUCCGCUGCAUUUCAUGUCCAGAUUAGGUUAAAGCUCUUAAAGAUCUCUCAUUCAGACACAUGCAGGAUUACAGACAUUGCCGUACCUGCGCGUUGUCUUUAGCGCCUUAAAGCACAGCUGGCUCUACCUUUUCGUUUAUGAUAGAUAUGGUGCUUGCUGCAUUUGCCUGUUCAGAUAUUAUUUGUGUGUGUAGUUUUUUGUGCUGCUUUUGUGUUCAAAGCGUUCCUGCAGGAUAGGAGUUCACUUUUCGCCUUUUUAAGUUAUAUUCAUUCACACUUAAGAGUGCUUUAGAUAAAAACAGUCUAUAUGUCUAUAUGCUACAUGGAGAUUAUGGGGGAUUCUGGGAAAUGCUGAUUUCUCUACUUGACCCCAUCUGGCUUAUUGCUCCUGGCCUGUGUUACGGCCUCUUCUGUUUAAAUGUAUAUGCAUCUCCUGUUAUCUUCUAAGAUUGUACUUUUCUGCUCCGUUUACAAUAUCUGUAUAACUAUUCCUUGACCAAAGAUUGCUGGAAUCUCUUCUAGAGCGUUUGUACUGUAACCAGCAGCUCGGGCUGAUUUCAUCAUUCAGUGAUAAUUUGCGCGGGGCUGUUGCUUCAUUAUUCAUUCUCUUUGUGCAGUCACCGCCUGUGUUGUUACUGUACCCAAAUUGGUCCUAUUUUUUUCAUUACAGGAAGCAUUACGUAUGGUAUGCGUUUAUGAGUCGCCCUCAGGAAACACCAGAAUAGUUUCAUGAAAACAUUCCGUUUUGAUUACUGUCUAUUCCGAGGCAAUGAAGGGAGUUAAUGGACGAAAGCGUGACUGUGCGAUUUCUCAUUCCUUUUAAGCGGUAAUAUAUGUGUAAUGAAUGUUUCAUGCGAGCACGCGGGCGUUAACGCUUCUGUUCGGCGCGUGAAUAUUCCACGAUCGUGCAAAUGUCAGGGGUGUGGCGUAUUAUAGAGUUCCCUAGAGAGAUGCUAAAAUAGUUUUUAUGAGAAGAUUUGUCAUGCUGUACUCGCGUAACCUUGAGGCCUCGCCAAUCUGUUCGUUCGGGAUCUCAUUUGGGUAGUCGCUAUUGAAAUCGCUGAUUUAUGAACAGCCUGCCCGGAGGAUUAUGAGAUCCACUGUUCUCAUUAAACAAUGAAUGGGGCGAACAGAAUUUGUUCCGACCAAAAAUAAUCAAAUUCAUAGCUUGUCACGUUUAUAAACAAACACAUAAAACCUCAAACUUUUUGGGCGGAGUUGUGUAUAGGGUUACGGAGAGGGCGAUACAGUAUUAAGCUUGGUGUGUCUCAGAGUGUGCCUGAAUACUACAGUAAAACCCUAAAGACGCUUAUAUAAAGCACACAUGUACUUUGUCCCUUUGUGCCUUGUUGAACUUUUGCACAGCUCGUGUUUUAGCUGCGAGGCGCGCAAUAGGAGGGAGUAAUAUUUCUUGUCUAGUCUGAAUUUAAAUGUUCUAAGCAUCUUGGAGGUAUGCUGAAAUUAUUUAUAGUUUUAUAUUCAGAUUCCGAUAAUAAGCAACAUUUGUAUGCGAUAAAGUGAGGAUUAUGCUAAACCCGAAGAACAGUUUUAUACGUUGUGGUAUAUAUGUUAUGUGCCUUAACACUGGAAAUCACAUGUAGACGUCAAUACAUACAGUGAAUUUGUAUACGUACAGUAUGUGUAAAUUUAUAUUAAUAAAUGACGUUUAAUGAAAAAUUUUUAUAUGUACAAUUUUCGAGAUUCUGCUUUUUUCUAUAUUUUUUUUUUCAGUUCUUGGAUACCAGAUUUGUUUAGAUUUUGGCCGAGUUUCACAUUCUGUAAUAAAAUCCAUACACAGUUGCAUUCCAUAGUUUUUCCUAAAGUUGAGGGCAGAUUACAGGAAUGUUGUCUCAUGGCCUGUCACAGUACAUGCAUGCUACUAUUGGGUGGAUUUAUUUUUGUAAAUACUUAAAAUAACACAUGUCACUGUCACUUCCAUGACUAUUUCUGGUUCAUUGCAUGCGUUUUACUUGUCACACCAAGGUUCAGUAUGUUCUCAUUCUACAUUCACUACAUUUCAGUAUAGGUUCACUACAUUCCUGUUUAAAAACUGUUUUUCGACUGGUUCUGUGACAUUUUUGGGAGAAUUUGUUUACUCGUUCACUUGUGCUGUUUAUUUUAGAGGAGAACGAUAUUUGUCAAUCUGAAAUAAAUACAAAGUUUCUUGA
Triplophysa dalaica is the source of this 8209-nucleotide messenger RNA. RefSeq names its product ATPase phospholipid transporting 10A (gene atp10a). The transcript is spliced from 21 exons. Gene Ontology annotation, molecular function: ATP binding; ATPase-coupled intramembrane lipid carrier activity; magnesium ion binding. The record is from RefSeq and is a predicted model, not a curated record. Gene Ontology annotation, biological process: phospholipid translocation. Lineage: Eukaryota; Metazoa; Chordata; Actinopteri; Cypriniformes; Nemacheilidae. The coding region runs from base 224 to 4765 and encodes 1513 amino acids. Gene Ontology annotation, cellular component: plasma membrane.